Molecule: messenger RNA, 2683 nt
Organism: Xiphophorus maculatus (southern platyfish)
Lineage: Eukaryota; Metazoa; Chordata; Actinopteri; Cyprinodontiformes; Poeciliidae
Gene: aarsd1
Product: alanyl-tRNA synthetase domain containing 1
Exons: 12
Coding region: 92-1330 (412 amino acids)
Biological process (GO): regulation of translational fidelity; tRNA aminoacylation
Molecular function (GO): aminoacyl-tRNA ligase activity; Ser-tRNA(Ala) deacylase activity; ATP binding
Source: RefSeq, a predicted model, not a curated record
UACCCGUGCUUCACUGACAUCUUUGCGUGGAUAAGUUCAAACGAGUCUGCACCACUUUCAGACUCAGGUUUCGCCUCUUAAACAGCCCAGAAUGGCUUUCCAGUGUCAGAGAGACUGUUAUAUGAAAGAGUUUGUCACCUCUGUAGUAUCCUGCUGUCCUGCGGAACUAAAACAAGAAGUGAAUGGAAAGAAAGAAACCCUUAAAGGUUUUAAUGUCCUGCUCCAAGAUACAAUCUUAUUCCCUGAGGGAGGAGGCCAACCAGACGACCAUGGUCUGAUUGGAGAGGUUCCAGUUUUAAGAGUGACCAGGCAGGGACCGGAUGCAGUCCACUUCGUGACCUCACCUGUGGAGGAGCGUCAGGAGGUGCGCCUGACUGUAGACUGGGAGAGGAGGUUUGAUCACAUGCAGCAACACUCAGGCCAGCAUUUAAUCACAGCCCUGGCAGAUGCAAUGUUUGGAUACAAGACCACUUCCUGGGACUUGGGCCGUCACAGAAGCACAAUCGAACUGGACACUCCAUCAGUUAAAGCCGCGCAGCUUCAGGAACUGGAAGAAGCCGUGAAUGAGAAGAUUCGAGCUGGGAUUCCCGUCAAUGUUCAACUCCUUGAUUUAAGCGACCCUGCUGUGGAGAAAGUGAGGAGUCGGGGGCUGCCAGACGACCAUGCAGGGCCUAUUCGAAUCAUCGACAUGGAGGGCAUUGAUGCCAACAUGUGCUGUGGAACCCAUGUGACCAACCUCAGCCACUUACAGGUCAUAAAGCUGCUGGGAACAGAGAAGGGAAAGAAAAACAAAACCAACCUCAUCUUCCUUACAGGGAACAGAGUCCUGAAGUACGCGGAGAAGAGCUACAGCACAGAGCGAUCGCUGGUCUCUCUCCUGAAGACGGGUCCAGACGAGCACGUCGAGGCCGUGGAGAAGAUCCAGAAGUCUGUCAAGAUGCUACAGAAGAGCAACCUGAGUCUGCUGCGGGACAUGGCCGUGCUUAUUUCUCGGGACUUUAAGAACAACCCUCACAGAGGAAACUUCUUCAGCUUUCACAAAAAAGAAGGUGACAAUGAGUUCAUGAACAUCAUCGCCAAUGAAAUAAACACAGAGGAAACUCUGGUUUUCCUCACUGUUGGAGAGGAAAAGGGAGCCGGUUUGUUUCUCCUCGCUGGACCUAGUGGACAAGUUACCAAAUUAGGCCCACGGAUUUUGGAGUUGCUUCAGGGAAAAGGGGCGGGGAAGAGCGGGCGUUUCCAAGGCAAAGCCAACAGUCUGGCACGCAGAGAGGAGGUGGAGGCUUUCCUGAGGCAGCACUGCAAACAUCACAGCUCAGAGGAAGAGUAAAGCCUGCAGCAGAGAGCGCCCCCUGGAGGGAACUGCAACUCCACAACGACUUUAAACCCCAGUAAAAGAUGUGUACAGAACGUUAAAAUAAAGUCACAUUAUUGCAGUGGCAUGCUAGUAGAACAUUUAGAAAAGUCUGAUCUUUAUUUAGGAGCAAAUUUAUACAUAAACAGUUUACAAAAUAACUGGCACAACUGCUGACACCUGUUCUGUUGAAACAUGUUUGGAGCCUACAGGGUGUUUGCACUGCUUCUCUAGAUUCUCACAGCUGUUCUAUCAGAUUUCAGUCUGAGGCUUGGCCUGACCCAGAGAGAAGGUUCAACCUGUUUAGUGACUCAUUCGCCCCUGAUGGCCCAUUUGCAGUUUUCUUGUAGAGUUGACUGUGAUUCUAUUUAAAAUGUGAAAGUUGUAUUUCUAAGCAUUCAUGAUGGCAGGCAAAGGAUGCUUUGCCCUCAGCAUCACAGGUCUCUCACCGUACUGAGGUGGUAACAGCCUGGACAUGGAUACAGCUAAAGCUACAGUUUAGCUUGGCAUGCGAACAUUUGUAAUGUUAGGGGUUGCUACGGUGACCACAAGAUGCCACAGCAUGCUGCAGCUCUGUGACAGUUUGGGAUUUUUUGUCACCAUUUACACCCAUAAAAACUAGAAGUCAUGAAUUAGACAUUUCUUGAAAAGUCAGAGAAAUAAAAUGUGUUGCGUUUUUUGUAUUAGUUAUUUUGUUAAACAUUUCUUAUUGUGGACAUUCUUCCAUGCUGAAUAAAGUUUGUCCAGUAUUAGAUUAUUUUCUAAACAUUUUAGUGAUAUUCUGCAAUAUAUGGUGAGUUUAUAUUAGGUCUGUACACAUCUUUACCAGAGAUGCCAGUUUGUCUAUUUCUGUAUGUAGAUGUUAAUUUUUUUUUUUAAAUACUGGAGCCCUUUUCUAAUGAUGUACAUAUUUGUAUGUGGGAUACUGACAGGUGGCUCCUAUAGCCAUGUGAAAUACAGGAUGAUGAUUCAGAAUAGAAAUGCAGCCUCCGUUUAAAUUAAACUGUUUUUACGGUGCACCGUCUGAGCUGCUUUUGCAUAUUUUACCUCCAUGUGAAACAUAACAUUAAAAAACAAGAUUGUUUUAAUGUUAUGCAAUGAGAUAUGAAAGAACCACAAUAUGAAAAAGAAAAAAAAAAACUUAAUACAUCAGCCGCAUUUCAUAAACCUCUAUGCUGAAUGAGUAUUUUAAUAGAUUAAGUUGAAUUUUAAUGAACAUGCAUCUUUGGGACUUAAAAUUUGAAACUGUAUUAACCAGUUUGUCACUGAACUCCUGUAUCAGUUUCCCAUAUCGGUUUGCAGACAUAAUAAAUCAUAGAGUUGAACAAG